Trifolium pratense (red clover) is the source of this 745-nucleotide messenger RNA. RefSeq names its product ferredoxin. Gene Ontology annotation, biological process: electron transport chain. The transcript has a single exon. The record is from RefSeq and is a predicted model, not a curated record. Gene Ontology annotation, cellular component: chloroplast. NCBI's taxonomy places the organism in Eukaryota, Viridiplantae, Streptophyta, Magnoliopsida, Fabales, Fabaceae. The coding region runs from base 91 to 537 and encodes 148 amino acids. Gene Ontology annotation, molecular function: electron transfer activity; 2 iron, 2 sulfur cluster binding.
CCACACACACUCUACACCCUACACCCAAGUUAUCAUCAAACCAAACAAUUCUUGUUCUCUGCCUUGGUUGCAACACCCUACACUAAAGUCAUGGCCACCUCCACAGCAGCCCUCUCAGGAACCAUGGUGAGCACCUCCUUCGUCAGGAGGCAACCAUUGAACACGAGCCUAACGGCAUUCCCUAACGUGGGUCAGGCUCUAUUCGGUUUGAAAGCCGAACGUGGAAAUCGUAUCAUUGCCAUGGCCACUUACAAUAUCAAACUCAUCACCCCAGAUGGAACUAAAGAAUUUACUUGUCCAGAUGAUGAGUACAUUCUUGACGUAGCAGAAGAACAAGGCGUCGACCUUCCUUACUCAUGCAGGGCUGGUGCUUGCUCUACAUGUGCUGGAAAAGUUGUAGAAGGAGAAGUGGAUAAUUCAGAUAAUAGCUUCCUUGAUGAGGGUCAAUUAAGUGAAGGGUUUGUUCUCACAUGUGUUGCUUACCCUCGUUCAGACCUUGUUAUUGAGACACACAAGGAGGACGAACUCGUUUCUUAAACAUGAUAAUUGUGUGUGCGCGCGUGCAUGUGUUUUCUAAAAAUUAAUGUUUGGGAUGCCUACCGGCUUAACUUUAUCUAGUUGUUCUAUGUUGUGUUUAAUUUUUGGUUAAGUUUCUUUCUUUUUUUUUUUUUGAAGAAUGAGUGAACUAUUGGUGAUUUAUUUCAUUUAUUUUGAUAUAUUAAUUCAUUUCUUAGUUUAACCUGAA